Messenger RNA from Nycticebus coucang (slow loris), 1634 nucleotides. It is a transcript of the gene PTTG1, whose product is annotated as PTTG1 regulator of sister chromatid separation, securin. The record is from RefSeq and is a predicted model, not a curated record. The transcript has 5 exons. Gene Ontology annotation, biological process: chromosome organization. Gene Ontology annotation, cellular component: cytoplasm; nucleus. The coding region runs from base 274 to 1023 and encodes 249 amino acids. NCBI's taxonomy places the organism in Eukaryota, Metazoa, Chordata, Mammalia, Primates, Lorisidae.
AGCCGCUGCAUAAUCUUAGGAGAAACAAUGUUCUUGUUGGCGGAAAAAAGAGGAAGACAUCCUAAGGAGAUAAAUGUCGGACACCCAAACCUUGAGACAGAGAGAAUCCCCACUAGGAAGCUGUAGGUGCUGUACAGAUUUAAUCUUAAAAAUUAACACUUUUGUGUGCUGAUAAUAUGGAGGUACAAAAUUUAGAAGAAGAUGAAGGCAGAAAAUAAAGGGAGGGGAUAAAGUAAGGAGGAAAAGGCAAGGAACAGUAAAGAAUAAUCCAGAAUGGCUACUCUGAUUUUUGUCGAUAAGGAAAAUGGAGAACCAGCCACUCGUGUGGCUCCUAAAGAUGGGCUGAAGUUGAAGUCUAGACAUUCAGUCAAAGCUUUAGAUGGGAGAUCUCAGGUUUCAACACCACUUGUUGGCAAAAUGUUUGAUGCUCCGUCAGCCUUACCUAAAGCUGCCAGAAAGGCUUUGGGAACUGUCAACAGAACUACAGAAAAGUCAGUAAAGACUAAUGGACCCCUCAAACAAAAACAGCUAAACUUCCCUGCAAAAAAGGUGAUUGAGAAGACCACUGAAGCAAAAAGCUCUGUUCCUGCCGCAGAUGACACCUAUCCAGAAAUAGAAAAAUUCUUUCCUUUCAAUCCUCUAGAUUUUGAGAGUUUUGACCUGCCCGAAGAGCACCAGAUUGCAGACCUCCCCUUGAAUGGAGUGCCUCUCAUGAUUCUUGAUGAGGAGAGAAAUUUUGAAAAGCUGUUAAAGCUGGGUCCCCCUUCACCUGUGAAGAUGCUCGCUCCACCAUGGGAAUCUGGUGAGCAAGUGCCCUUGUGGAAGGGCUGCAAACAGUUUGUUUCCAUUACUGUGGAAACAGAGUUGUGCAGGAGGUCAAUAAUUAGUAAUUUCUAUCCUUUGAACUAUAGGAUAAGGUUUCAGAGUAAUUCUCAGUUGGUAUUUCUUCUUAGUCCCAGAUGCACCAGUAAAAAUUUAUUUUGGAGCAGAUAUUCAGUUUUAGAUAUAGCAAGAAGAGAUUAAAUCUAAAAUAUCUUAAGUUAUAACAUGAAGGAUAUUAUAAACUUGCUUGGAAUGAGGAUUUCAAGUUAUAUUCAAAGAUAAUAUAUUAUCAAGACACUGCUGUAUUGCAGAAUGACAGUAACUUAGUGCAGAAGGUUUUAGUCUGAACUGGUGGUCAAGAGCCAUCAUUGUGUUAUCUUUGUUCUGAUGAGAUAACUUGUACUAAUAAGAUACAUUAGUGAGACAGUUAUUAGCUCUUUGGUCUCAAAGAACAAUAGAGAUUCAGGUACUUCUAAGAUUUUUUUCCUAAUGAAGGUCAGUUUUAGGGCGAUAGCCACAUUCUGUGAAAUCUGUGUGAGAAGGGGAUGUAGGUAGGGAUUCAUUAGACAAAGGGAAAAGUGUGAAUUUAUGAUUAAAAGUGACAGCUAAAAUUUAUGUUUAUAUGGAUAAUGACUCAAGGAUUGGUAGAAAUUAAAUAAGAAAUUUAUUUUCCAGAUCCGUUGCAGUCUCCUUCAAGCAUUCUGUCGACCUUGGAUGUUGAGUUGCCACCUGUUUGCUAUGACAUAGAUACUUGAAUUUCUUAGUGCUUUAUAGCUAGUGUGUAUUUGUAUUAAUAAAGCAUUUCUUUAACA